Pomacea canaliculata is the source of this 690-nucleotide messenger RNA. Its product is annotated as alpha-amylase-like. Gene Ontology annotation, biological process: carbohydrate metabolic process. NCBI's taxonomy places the organism in Eukaryota, Metazoa, Mollusca, Gastropoda, Architaenioglossa, Ampullariidae. The transcript has 4 exons. The coding region runs from base 1 to 690 and encodes 229 amino acids. Gene Ontology annotation, molecular function: alpha-amylase activity; cation binding. The record is from RefSeq and is a predicted model, not a curated record.
AUGACUGGCACAGAGCGCUCAGGCGUGGGGACCGCGGGAUCCAAGUUUGACGGCGGCACUCUGGAUUUUCCGGAAGUGCCCUACACGUCUACACACUUCAACCCCCGUUCUAAGUGUCCGAGUGGUUCUGGUUCCAUUCAGAACUAUGGAAACGCAAUGGAGGUGCGCAACUGCAACUUACUGACCCUGGCAGACCUCGAUCAGAGCCAGGACUACGUGAGAGAAAAGAUCGCCGGGUACCUGAACCACAUGAUAGAACUUGGUGUGGCGGGAUUUAGGGUGGACGCUUCCAAGCACAUGUGGCCCAAGGAUCUCACGGCCAUUCAGGGUAUGUUGAAGGAAACCAAGUUUGGAGGGAAACCUUUCUUCGCUCACGAGGUCAUCGACAUGGGAGACGGCGCCAUUAGAGCGACGGAGUACACCGACCUGGGCUACGUGACGGAGUUCCGUUACGGUCCCGCUAUGACGCGUGCCGUGCAAGACUUUGGGUCCUUCAAGAACGUCGGUGUUGGCGGCGGGAUGCUGGACUCAGGCCACGCCCUGGUCUUUGUGGACAACCAUGACAACCAGCGGGGUCACGGGGCAGGCGGCAACAUGGUGACCUUCCACAGACCGGAUGACUAUAAGUUAGUUCAGAGUACCCGCAAGAUCUUUCAGUGGACAUGCAUUGCCAGGAGGCGACCCCUAUGA